AUAUAGUCAUAUUUCCAUGUUCUUAUUUCAUUUUGCCAUCUUCUUGCCUCUUGGGUUGUCUCAAAAUUUUCAAUCAACCACAACAAAUAACAAGUCAAAAUGAGGCGGCAAUGGAAAAGUAUUCCGGAUUUGUGUUUUGCAGAAUUGAUUAUUAUAGAAGAAGAAGAAUUGAAAGCAAAUUGGAAACGCCCAUUUUGAUCUAAUCUAACCACCAGCAGAUUUUGUAACAGACAGUUCUUUGCCUGAUGAAAAAAGAGGGGAUUUUCAGGAAUUUUGUUCUUGACUUUCUCGCCUGCAAUUAUGCAAUUGAAAUCCAUCAACACCUUUGUGAUCACACUUAUGUUGGGUUUUGCACUCAUCAUCUUCUUCUUCACAACCAGCUUUCUUGAAUUCCCAUCUGCCAAUUCUUCUGUCUCAUCAACCCUAGAGUAUUCUAUUUUUGAAACUCUGUCGAAUUCCAGCAAACCAGAACCCUUCAUUGACUUGCACAAGGCAUUCAAUAAAUGGGAUUCUCAAGUGGGUUGUGCUCAAUUCAGGGAAAAACACAAAGAAUUGUUGGGGAAUAGGUCAAAGAUCUCAUCUUUACAAGAUGCCGAGGGUCAAAUCCAGUGUGGUGAGUUGCAGAUGAACCACGUGAGUGUUCUUGUCAAAGGGUGGACUUGGGUUCCUGAUAAUAUGAACAACCUGUAUAGUUGCAGAUGUGGGUUGAGCUGUUUAUGGACUAAAUCUUCAGUUCUUGCUGAUAGGCCUGACGCCCUAUUAUUUGAAACCACAACUCCUCCAUUUCAGAGGCUAUCUGGCGAUCCCCUUCGUGUCUAUAUGGAUCUUGAAGCUGGGAGGAAGAAGUCUGGCUAUGAGGACAUGUUUAUCAGUUAUCAUGCUAAAGAUGAUGUCCAAUCAACUUAUGCUGGGGCUCUCUUUCAUAACAACAGAAAUUAUCAAUUAUCUUCCAUCAAGAACAAUGAUACCCUUGUUUAUUGGUCCUCAUCACGCUGUCUACCUCAAAGAAACCAACUUGCCAAAAAGCUACUGAGUUUGCUGCCACACCACUCAUUUGGCAAGUGCAUGAACAAUGUCGGAGGCUUGGACCAGGCACUGUCCUUCUAUCCUGAGUGCGUGAAGGAUUCCAAUGAAGCACCAAAAUGGUGGGAUCACCUGCAUUGUGCCAUGUCACAUUACAAGUUUGUCCUUGCAAUUGAGAACACCAUAACUGAGAGCUAUGUGACUGAGAAACUCUUUUAUGCCCUGGACUCGGGGGCUGUUCCUAUAUACUUUGGCGCCCCAAAUGUUUGGGACUUCGUACCUCCUCAUUCAAUAAUAGACGGAACACAAUUCAGUUCUAUGGCGCAAUUAGCUUCUUACAUCAAGUCCCUAGCUAAUGAUCCGGUUGCUUAUGCUGAGUAUCAUGCGUGGAGGAGAUGUGGUGUUUUAGGUAAUUAUAGGAAGACUCGUGGAGCAAGUCUAGACACGUUACCUUGCAGGCUGUGUGAAGCUGUGAGCAGAAAAAAUGGGAGAAAUGCAAAAGCCUUGUAACUUAGUUCUAGUUGUUACUGAGAGUUCCGUGGCCAUUACAUUUUGAUGCUCAUUUUGUGUCCCCAUAUUGUUAGUUGUAUACAAAGCACUGAGAGAGGGAUGUUGUAGCAAGACCUGCAAACUUACGAAAUCAAUCAUACAGAAGUUUUUGCUUCUACCCUGAAGUUUGAACAUAC
Messenger RNA from Sesamum indicum (sesame), 1709 nucleotides. It is a transcript of the gene FUT13, whose product is annotated as fucosyltransferase 13. Lineage: Eukaryota; Viridiplantae; Streptophyta; Magnoliopsida; Lamiales; Pedaliaceae. The record is from RefSeq and is a predicted model, not a curated record. Gene Ontology annotation, molecular function: alpha-(1->3)-fucosyltransferase activity. Gene Ontology annotation, cellular component: membrane.